AUGUACCCGUUGCAUAGAGAAAGGGAGCAGCCCAUUUUCAGUGCCAGAGCUCAUGUGUUCCAGAUUGAUCCAGCCACCAAACGGAACUGGAUCCCAGCCAGCAAGCAUGCUGUUACCGUCUCCUUCUUUUACGAUGCCAACAGGAAUGCCUAUCGCAUCAUCAGUGUGGGCGGGACCAAGGCCAUUAUUAACAGUACCAUCACACCCAACAUGACUUUCACAAAGACGUCACAGAAGUUUGGCCAGUGGGCAGACAGCAGGGCUAACACCGUGUAUGGCCUGGGCUUCGCUACCGAGCAGCAGCUUCACCAGUUUUCAGAACGCUUUAAGGAGAUAAAGGAGGCUGCUCGCCUAGCAAGAGAAAAAUCCCAAGACAAGAUGGAAUUGGCCAAUGCAGCUCUGAAUAUCGCAGCACCACAGUUCUCUCAGGAUCUAUCUGAUGAUCUGCAGUCACCUCCUGUGAUGUGUGUUAACGGCCCUGAAGACAAACUGUUCCGCAGCCAGAGCGCAGACAUCACGCUGUCCUCUGAGAAGGAGCGCAUCAAAAAGAUGCUUUCAGAGGGAUCUAUCUGUGAGAUGAACCUGGAGGCGGAGCUUUUCACACUGCAGGACAGUAACGCUAAGCUGGUGGCGGCACUACAAGAGGCUAACACUAACGUGGAGCAGUGGAAGAAGCAGUUAGCGGCUUAUCAGGAAGAGACAGAGAGGCUACGAGAUCAGGUGGCAGAGCUGGAGGCCCAUGGAAGUCAUGGGCCCAGUGACAUGCUGAAGGAUGAGCUGACGCAGUCUCUGGAGGAGCUGGAGGCCUUGCUGAAGGCCAAAGACGAGGAAAUUCGCAUUCUGCAGACCAAGAAAUCAGAUUUUCACGAAAUGGAGCAAGAGAGAGAAGAGGCUAUACACAGAUUACGGGAGCUGGAAAUGCGUAACGCUGAGCUGGAGAGGAGAGUGCAGAGUACGGAGCAGACCCUGGCCUCCACGCUGGAGGAACGGGACCGUGCCGAGGGCGAGGUGCAGAGGGUCAUCCAGAUUUUGGACGUCAAGAUCUUUGAUUUAAACGACCUACGACAAAGCUUGGUCAAGCUCAUCAAUAAGUAG
Messenger RNA from Chanos chanos (milkfish), 1095 nucleotides. RefSeq names its product homer protein homolog 3. Gene Ontology annotation, biological process: G protein-coupled glutamate receptor signaling pathway. NCBI's taxonomy places the organism in Eukaryota, Metazoa, Chordata, Actinopteri, Gonorynchiformes, Chanidae. The record is from RefSeq and is a predicted model, not a curated record. Bases 1 to 1095 code for a protein of 364 amino acids. The transcript has 10 exons. Gene Ontology annotation, molecular function: G protein-coupled glutamate receptor binding.